GGUGGCUGCCACGUGCGCGUGCGCAGUACUCUACAACGCGCCCUGAGGGGUGGAGCGAGGGCCAGUGCUAAUUGGCCCGGACCUCGGCCCCGCCCGCGAGUGGCGGGCGGUCACGUGACGCGACGGCUGGGGGCUCCCGGCGCGGGGGACGCUGGUGGCCAAGAUGGCGGCGGAGCUGGUGGAGGCCAAAAAUAUGGUGAUGAGUUUCCGAGUCUCCGACCUCCAGAUGCUGCUGGGAUUCGUGGGCCGCAGCAAGAGCGGGCUAAAGCACGAGCUGGUCACCAGGGCCCUGCAGUUGGUGCAAUUUGACUGCAGCCCCGAGCUGUUCAAGAAGAUCAAAGAGCUCUAUGAGACGCGCUACGCCAAGAAGAAUGCAGAACCGGGUCCACAGCCCCACCGGCCCCUGGACCCCUUGACCAUGCACUCAACUUAUGACCGGGCAGGCACAGUGCCCAGGACUCCCCUGUCGGGCCCCAAUAUUGACUACCCUGUACUCUAUGGGAAGUACUUAAAUGGACUUGGACGUUUACCCACCAAGACCCUCAAGCCAGAAGUCCGCCUGGUGAAGCUGCCCUUCUUCAACAUGCUGGAUGAGCUGCUGAAACCCACUGAGUUAGUUCCACAGAAUAACGAAAAACUUCAGGAAAGCCCGUGCAUCUUUGCCCUGACACCAAGACAAGUGGAGCUGAUCCGGAACUCCAGAGAGCUGCAGCCUGGAGUCAAAGCUGUGCAGGUUGUCCUAAGAAUCUGUUACUCAGACACCAGCUGCCCUCAGGAGGACCAGUACCCGCCCAACAUUGCCGUCAAGGUCAACCACAGCUACUGCUCUGUCCCGGGCUAUUACCCCUCCAACAAGCCCGGUGUGGAGCCCAAGCGGCCCUGCCGGCCCAUCAACCUCACCCACCUCAUGUACCUGUCCUCGGCCACUAACCGCAUCACCGUCACUUGGGGCAACUACGGCAAGAGCUACUCAGUGGCGUUGUACCUGGUGCGGCAGUUGACCUCGUCAGAGCUGCUACAAAGGUUGAAGACGAUUGGAGUCAAGCACCCAGAGCUGUGCAAGGCGCUGGUUAAGGAGAAGCUGCGUCUAGACCCUGACAGCGAGAUUGCCACCACUGGCGUGCGGGUCUCCCUCAUCUGCCCGCUAGUGAAGAUGCGGCUGUCAGUGCCCUGCCGGGCAGAGACUUGUGCCCACCUGCAGUGCUUCGAUGCCGUCUUCUACCUGCAGAUGAACGAGAAGAAGCCCACCUGGAUGUGCCCGGUGUGUGACAAACCAGCUCCUUAUGACCAGCUCAUCAUUGAUGGGCUCCUGUCAAAGAUCCUGAGUGAGUGUGAGGACGCUGAUGAGAUCGAGUACCUGGUGGACGGCUCGUGGUGCCCAAUCCGUGCAGAGAAGGAGCAGAGUUGCAGCCCCCAAGGUCCCAUCCUGGUGCUCGGCACCUCAGAUGCAGGCGGGCCCCUGCCUCCCCCCAGUGUGAACAGUGGCAGUGGCAGCGUGCUCGGCAGUGUGGGCAGCGGGGCAGGCGUGGCGGGCAAUGUGGAGAACGGGAAGCCUGGCGCCGACGUGGUGGAUCUCACGCUGGACAGCUCGUCAUCCUCAGAGGACGACGAGGAAGAGGAUGAAGAGGAGGACGAGGACGAGGAGGGUCCCCGGCCCAAGCGCCGCUGCCCCUUCCAGAAGGGCCUGGUGCCAGCCUGCUGACCGCGGCCUUGGACAGACACUGUCACCUGGUGCUUACGCCGGAGGGCGGGCCAGGGCGCAGGGAAGUGGGCCUUCGCUUUUCUUUCAUGGUUCAUUUUGUUUUCUCCACCCCUUCCCUGGCUCCCGGCACCUGUACCUCUGGACUCUCCCCUCGGGGGGACUAAAAAAAAGUAAAAUGACAAAAAAA
Messenger RNA from Castor canadensis (American beaver), 1889 nucleotides. RefSeq names its product protein inhibitor of activated STAT 4 (gene Pias4). Gene Ontology annotation, cellular component: chromatin. Gene Ontology annotation, molecular function: zinc ion binding; SUMO ligase activity; transcription coregulator activity. The record is from RefSeq and is a predicted model, not a curated record. Gene Ontology annotation, biological process: protein sumoylation; regulation of transcription by RNA polymerase II. Lineage: Eukaryota; Metazoa; Chordata; Mammalia; Rodentia; Castoridae.